AUGAACGCAGAAACGAUGGAGGACAAGAAAUUUACCCAAUCGGCUCCAUGUCGCAGCGCCCCUGUUCCUGCGCGCCCUCCUCCUGCAGCCCGCUGCCCACGCGAGGCCGCGCCGUGCCUGCCCGUGCCUGCCGCGCCGUGCGCCCGCGCUUGCCCGUACCUGCCGCCGCGCCGUGCCUGCCGCCCGCCCGCGCGUGGCCGUGCCGUGCGCCCGCGCGUGGCCGCGCCCGCCCGCGCCGGGUCGCCGCGCCCGCCCGCGCGUGGCCGCCCCGUGCGCCCGCGCCGGGUCGCCGCGAGGCCGCGAGUCGCUUUCGUCGCGAGCGAACCCUAG
Messenger RNA from Sorghum bicolor (sorghum), 330 nucleotides. Its product is annotated as translation initiation factor IF-2-like. Bases 1 to 330 code for a protein of 109 amino acids. NCBI's taxonomy places the organism in Eukaryota, Viridiplantae, Streptophyta, Magnoliopsida, Poales, Poaceae. The record is from RefSeq and is a predicted model, not a curated record. The transcript has a single exon.